Molecule: messenger RNA, 4179 nt
Organism: Chroicocephalus ridibundus (black-headed gull)
Lineage: Eukaryota; Metazoa; Chordata; Aves; Charadriiformes; Laridae
Gene: SLC16A6
Product: solute carrier family 16 member 6
Exons: 6
Coding region: 228-1799 (523 amino acids)
Biological process (GO): transmembrane transport; monocarboxylic acid transport
Cellular component (GO): plasma membrane
Molecular function (GO): monocarboxylic acid transmembrane transporter activity
Source: RefSeq, a predicted model, not a curated record
CCAGCGCGCACAUGGCGCUGCGGAGCCGCCGGCGGAGACCGGCUCCAGCCGGUAUAUAAAGGGCUGGGAGCGAGCGCCGAGCAGCCGCCGCCGCGGGCAGCGGGGAGCAGCAGCGGCCGGAGGCCGGCGGGCAGCGGGGCCGCCUCCUCUCGCCGCCCCGGGUCGCCCAGCCCCGGCCAUGGGCAGCCCCUAGCCCCGCCGCAGCAGCCAGCGCCGCCCGAUCAAAAAUGACGGUCAAAGCUGUAAAAAUGCCGUGCACCGCUCCAAAUGUUUAUACUAAAGUGCCUGACGGAGGAUGGGGUUGGACAGUUGCUUUUGCUUUCUUCUUUGUGGAAGCUCUAACGUACGGCAUUAUAAAAUCGUUUGGUGUCUUCUUUAAUGACCUGAUGGAAAGCUUUGACGAAACCAACAGCAGGAUAUCCUGGAUAAUAUCCAUAUGUGUGUUUGUACAGACCUUCACAGCUCCGCUGUCGACGGUCCUCAGCAAUCGCUUCGGCCACCGCUUCGUGGUGAUGGCCGGAGGGGUGCUGAUCAGCACUGGCAUGGUCACCGCCUCCUUCGCCCGUACUGUUGUGGACAUGUAUGUCACCAUCGGCAUCAUCUCUGGCCUUGGAUACUGCCUCUCUUUCCUACCGACUGUCACCAUUUUAUCACAGUAUUUUGACAAAAGACGUUCGCUGGUCACAGCAGUGGCAUCUACAGGGGAAUGUUUUGCUGUCUUCUCCUUUGCACCAGCGAUUACUGCUCUGAAGGAGCAGAUUGGCUGGAGAUACAGCCUCCUUUCUGUGGGGGUGCUGCAGCUGAGCAUCGUCAUCUGCGGAUCGCUGCUGAGACCCAUUGUCAUCAAGGAGCAAGAAGAAGUGAAAGCACAGCCUCCAGAAGAGCCCGCGGAGACAAAGUACAUGCUUGAAAAUGAGCAAACACGCACCUCAAUAGAGUCCAUAGACUCAGGAGUAGAAAUAACUACCUCACCCAGCAAUGUGCCUGGAAAAACCAAAGCAGAGCCGAAAAGUGAAGAACCAAAGGAACACGUACAGAUCCUUGUUGAAAAUAACAGCACCCCACCAGAACCAAAAACCAAACUACUGGACUUUUCUGUGAUGAGAGACUAUAGCUUUAUCUGUUAUGCAUUCUUUGGCCUGUUCGCUACCCUGGGCUUCUUCGCUCCCUCCCUCUACAUCAUUCCCCUGAGCCUCAGCCUUGGCAUCGGCAAAGACCACUCUGCGUACAUACUGUCUGCCAUGGCCAUCGCAGAGGUCUUUGGAAGAAUUUCAGCUGGCUGGGUUCUCAACAAAAAGCCUAUCCGCAAGAUCUACAUCGAACUCAUCUGCGUUGUUCUGCUCUCUGUAGCGUUGUUUGCCUUCCCUUUUGCCUCUGAAUUCUGGGGCUUGAUGACAUGUAGCGUAUUUUUUGGGUUCAUGCUGGGAACGGUAGCGGGCACCCAUAUUCCCCUCCUGGCAGAAGACGACGUGGUUGGCAUCGCAAAGAUGUCUUCUGCGGCUGGAGUCUACGUCUUCAUUCAAAGCUUAGCUGGGUUGGCCGGACCACCCCUUGCAGGUGUCUUAGUGGAUACGACACAGAACUACAGCUCAGCCUUUUACUCCUGCGCUGCUGGCAUGGUCCUGGGUGCCGUGUUCCUGGCCCUGGUGAGACCCUGCAAGGCCGGGCUGUGCCAGCGCCAGCAGCAGCGCGCGGAGGAGAGCGCGCCCGAGGUCCUACCAGACCUCCCAGAUGACUUUAUUGAAAUGGAUAUCGGAAAAGCAGAAAAUUCAGGAAAAGGCUGUGACGGCGUGGCAUAAAAAAAAAAAGGCAAACCAACCUGCUCCUCCUCCAUCUAAUGUACUCGGCGUAAGACUGGGGAAAACAUCAGCUCUGCUCCACGUUUUAAAACUACAUUCUAAAGGGAAUGUGAAAUUUUAAAUGUGAACAGUUGCUACCAACAACUUUUUUUUUUAUUAUUAUUAGGAAGAACUUUUUUUAACCAACAACGGAAAGCUCCACAGAAAAUAUGGAUAGCCACAUAAGAAUAACUUCUGUCUAGCAUGAAGAUGUGAUGCGCACUCCUGCUUUCCUGAUAACAAACGUAGGUAAAGGUUCAGCUCAUCCCAGGAAAACUGAGAACAGCAACAGCAAGAGCAGCUCAGCCUCUGGCUGUCCUCACCCACCCCCUGCCGCAAAUUCCACGCAGUCAAGAAACCGGUGACACGAGCUGGAGACGAGCAUUUUGUACGCCACCAGUAGCCAACCGAAUCCUCUUCGGGAAGAGUAUGGACUCGCGUUUUCGAUGUGAGGAGGAGGCUAGGCUAGACAGCUGACUUAAACCAUUGCUAGUGUUCUUCUAAUUAACUUGAACAUCACAAAUGCUGGGAAAUCGGAGGCUCCGUAUGUCUUUAUGGCCAGUCAUUACUGCACGUAUUUCAUGAGAUCAUUUUUCUCCUCCCGACUGGUAUCCUCAUAACUGUUUUCUAUUGAUAGUCAGAUCUGACGUACUGUUUCUAAUUUAACUAGUAUUUAUUAAUUUAUUCUAAGAUUGUUAACGGAGGUUAGCUUAAAUAACAGGAGAGGAAAAACGAUCUUUUGCAUAACGGAAAGCUGUCUUUACAUCAAAUCCCUAUCUUGUAUUGCUAGCUUGUGAAAUUGUUGGGGAAACUUAAUCUUACAGCAUAGAGUGUAGCUGUUUUUAAUAGGUAGGUCUUAGGUAACCCAGUUUUUAUUUUAAAAGGAAAAAAAAAAUAAUAAACUACAGAUCCAGCAUCUCUUUCCAUAAGGCCUCAGCUGGUGUCAGCGGACCCAGCUCGGCUGCUGUAACCAGCCCACCCCACAGGGAGGAUUUGGCCCAGUAUGUCUUAAUGUACCCAAACCCUUCCCUUACUGGUGCACAAGAAACCUCUGCCGCAUCCCGGGGUGAGCGUGGAACCCCCACGUUACCCGGCCCCUGGGAGCCAUACCCCCUUUCCCGGCUCCCCCAAAGUCCGCAAAAGGCUUCUUUUAUUUUUUAUGUGUGUGUUUUUUUGUUGUGUGUGGUUUUUUUUUUUUAGCUGCUGACUUCAGUGAGCAAUGAUCUGGAGUCUGUGCACAGCCACGGCGUGAAGGGAGUGACAAAAGACACCACCCUCGCUCUUCGUUUAGUCUUAAUGGGAGAGAUCCCCACUCGCGGUGACACAAGCUUGCUCACCCCACCUAUAUGCAUCCUAACGCCUCUAGGCAACUCAGGGGGACAAAUACAACAAGUCUGUUUUGGUUUGGGGGCGGGGAAAAAAAAAACCAAACCCAAACCAACGUUUCUGUGUAUUUAAGUGGAAGUGGCAUCACGCAUUAACUGCUAACGCUGACCUGUCUGUAUUUUACCAGCCAUAGAAAUGUGGGACAAUCUUUUCAAAAAAACAAAACAAACAAACAACAAAAACCCAACAACCCUCUUUCUGGGAAGGUGCUUGAUUUGUUUUUUUCUGUCUUAGAUGUCCAAAAAAAAAAAAAAAAAGAUAGAAAACCAGGCACUCUUGCAACCAAGUGGCUAGAGCAAUUCAUCCUCACUGCCCGGGACCUGCGGUCUCGCGUCCUUCCUCUGCCUCAGCACUUUAUCACGGCCAGCAGAACCUCGCUGCGUUGCACCCAGGACUGGAAGACCCCUUACAGACAACUAGAGUUUUGUGAAAUCAGUGAGUAAAUGAACAAAUAACGAUGUUGCAUUAAGAUGUACUUCUUUUUUUUUAUUUAUUGUUAAUUUAUGAUACUUCAAGCAUUUUGGUAAAUGUUCUGUAGACUAUAAUUGUAAGAUUAUCGAAGUCUUUGUGAUACGAGACCUCACUACAGCACUUUGCUAUUACAACUCUGCUUGGAAGUGGAAUAAGGCCUCCAGGUUUUGCGUGUGUGUGGAAGCUCCCUGCUCUGCAGAUUUGCGAGGUUCUACUGUAAUUUAACUUUUUUUUUUUUAUACCACGAUUUCCAGUACAGAUCCAAUAAUACGUUUGUCACUGACCUCACAGUACGUUUCUGUUCCUGUCUGUGUCGCGGCACGAGCAGGGGAGCGAGUGCGAAUGUGUGUGUGCGGGAGCCCCAGAAGCAGGCUUUAAUGCGUUCAACGCGGGAUUUACUGAUUUGUUUGUAACGUACCUAGUGGACUCUGGAAAUACUCUAAAACACUGAGUUUUGCAAUAAACUUUUUUUUUGUUUUUUUUG